UUGCAGGCAACUCGGGGAUUCCUUGCUCCGAAUCCGUUUGCCCCAACGGGGAAUUUCAGGCUUGACCAAAAGCCUGGGAAAACUUGCCACACCUGAGCCACAUGCAAGCUAAAGGGGCCGCUCCCAUUCCGCUCCCCACUCCCACCGCCCCAGUGGGCGCUACCACCCGGCCUGGAGCCAGCUGCCACUCGGCUCAUGGACACUUUCCUCUUUCACUUUUCUUUUUCGCAUUAGAGAGAGUGGUUUCUCUGGAGGCCUGGGGAAGCCCUGGUGACCCGAGAAGGCGUAGGACGGGCUUCCUCAAGCUGCCUUCAGCGCAGAGCCGAGCGCUGCUGCCCUCAAGUUCGCCGCUCCGGCCCCCGGCUCCCGGCCACAACCUCACCGCACCUCAGAACCUGCUUGCAAGCCGGGACCCUAUGGCGGUAAGGGAGACCUAAUCCAAUUCCUGAUGCAGCCAUCUGGCUCCAUGGAGUGAGAUCGCAGCAUCAUGCACCAUGCUGGUGAUGUCACGGGCACCACAAAAGACAACGAGAGCAUACAGUCGGCCUAUUAGGGGUAGGAAAUCAUACCUAAGAAGCUCACCUAUCCAGUGCUACUUGUACCUCAUUUUAAAUGGCCAUUUUUUCAGUUUUUUAACUGAAGCUGGAACUCAUUUCUUCAUUCUCAGCUGUAUCAGUGCCCAUCUGCCUAAAACUGAAGCUUCCAACUGGGAGUUUGUCAUAAGGGAUUUAGAGCUGCUUAAAGAUCUCACCAACAAAACUGAUAUCAGCAGUCUGUAUACUGAAAGUGAUGCCCAUCCAAGUUGCAAAAUCACCAUGUUGAGUUGCUUCCUUCAGGAGCUUCAUGUGAUUUCUUAUGAAAGUAAUAAUGAUGAAAUCAAUCAAACAGUGGAAAAUAUCAUCAUCCUUGCCAGUUCCACAUUAUCAUCAGAUGAGAACAAAGCAGAAUCAGGAUGUAAAGAAUGUGAGGAACUGGAAGAAAAAAACGUGGGAGAAUUUUUAAAAAGCUUCACACACAUGGUCCAGUCAUUUAUCGGCACUGCCUAAUGUCAUUUGCUGUCCCUUCAGCACUUCUCUCAGUGAAAACUUUCUUCAUGACCUUCUUUAGGCAAAGACCUCUCUCCAUGUGCUGCCAACAUGUGUGUUUCUAUUCAAUAAUCACCAAGACUGUAGAAUUCUCUUCCUGGAACAAAAAUGGAAAAUGUGCCUUCUUUUGACUUUUUGUUUUUAAUUUAUUAGUGAAACUCUAUAAUGUCCUAUUACAGAGUUUUAACUUGUACCUAAAUUACAUGGGAUGGGAAAUAAAUGCUAUUUUGCCCUGAAGUAGGCCUCACAUCGAAAGAACAGACAUAUUUGAACAAGAUUGUUAGAAAGAAAAGAAAUGAAGCAAGAUAACAACAGAGUACAGAGGAAAGGGGGCUGGAUUUUGAGGGGAAAGACUCUUCCUCUGCAGCUUCCUACUUGUAUGACCCGAGACAACUCACCUAACCUUUCUGGGGUUGUUCCAGCUUCUUCAAUUGUAAAAGGAAGGUGUUGGGCUAGAUAAUAUUUACAUGGAGCUUUAAGGUUUGCAAAGUGCUUUACAACUCUUAUCUCAUCUUAUCCUUGUAACAACCCUGGAGAUAGACAGUAUCCAUCUUUUUCUUUACAAAUGAGGAAGCUGAGGCAGACAGAAGUUAAAAUGAUUUGCCAAAAGUCAAACAGCUACUCUAAGGUCAGAUUUGAAUGCUUUCAAAGGUUGGAUUUAUGUCCAACUAGAAUUUUGUGAAUUGAAAAAUUAUUUUAAUAUUUAUGUCAUCCAUAUAUAAAAUGAUUUUUCAGAAAUGGCAGCCCAUGUCAGGAUUAUUGAGACUCAGCACACAAGAGUUUUUCAGUAGUGUUAUUCUCCAUCUAUGGAUGACAACGCAGCAUUCAUGAAAUCUUCCUACCUACAAUGCAGCCUAUUUCCCCAAUCAUGAAAUAGGGAUAAUAAUAGUAUCUACCUCCCAGGGUUGUUGUGAGGGUAAGAUAUUUGACACUUAGCUUGGUGCCCGGCACACUAUUGAUACUAUGUAAAUGCUAGCUAUUAUCAUCAUUUUUAUCAGCCUCCAUCUUUAACACUGCCCCACCAUGAGACAAGAUGGCUAUAUCCCAGCCAUUGCAAUGGAAGAUUUAGAAAUAUCUCAGGUUAAGUUGCCAAAGAGUUGGCCCACACAAAUGAAGCAUCUAGCCUGAUGGUCCUGGGGAAAUAACAGAGAUGUUGGAAGACAGAGCCUGAUGCUGUUUUCCCAAACUAGGGACUUCAGGUGAAAGGUGAAGGGCAAAUCUGGAUCAAAGAAAAAGGCAAUGUAGUACCCAGUAGAAUGAGCUUUGGCUUUGGAGUCCAAGGAUAUGUAUUCAAAUUUAUCCUCUAAUAACAAAAUCUGGACAUCUGUUUCUUCAUCUGUCAAAUGAAAAUGUUAGAUUAGAUGGCCUCUGAGGACCCUUUCAUCUCUAAACCUAUGAAGAAAACUACCCAUUGAACUGUUUAUUUUCUGCCUUUUCGAUGUGUAGCAUAUAACUCAGGUUACAAAGUAUCCACAGUGUUCAGGUUAUUAUAUUAAAGAAACUGUUUUGAUUUAUA
This is a messenger RNA of Monodelphis domestica (gray short-tailed opossum), 2601 nucleotides long. RefSeq names its product interleukin 15 (gene IL15). Gene Ontology annotation, cellular component: extracellular region. Gene Ontology annotation, molecular function: cytokine receptor binding; cytokine activity. Lineage: Eukaryota; Metazoa; Chordata; Mammalia; Didelphimorphia; Didelphidae. Gene Ontology annotation, biological process: positive regulation of T cell proliferation; immune response; positive regulation of cytokine production. The record is from RefSeq and is a predicted model, not a curated record.